Molecule: messenger RNA, 1273 nt
Organism: Bradysia coprophila
Lineage: Eukaryota; Metazoa; Arthropoda; Insecta; Diptera; Sciaridae
Gene: BI-1
Product: Bax Inhibitor-1
Biological process (GO): negative regulation of RNA splicing; negative regulation of endoribonuclease activity; negative regulation of apoptotic signaling pathway
Cellular component (GO): mitochondrial membrane
Molecular function (GO): enzyme binding
Source: RefSeq, a predicted model, not a curated record
AAAUUUAUCACUGACGUGUCUUAUCUUGAUACAUACACUCAACAUUGAAAAAUUUCGUAAUACGACGUUAACAUUGACUAAAGAAAGACAUAAAAAGAUUUUUUUUACGUCUGUUGCAGACCAAAACAUUACUGUGAACAAUUCUGAUUGUCACAAAACACAAGUUUAGUGAAGAAGAAAAAGGAAAUACUCAAAAAAACAUUGCUCAAUAUUGGAAUAUUACACAAAAAACAACAAAGAAAAAAGUUGAUAAAUCAUCAUGGCAACCAUGAACGAUGGUUUUUCGAAUUUUUUCACAAAAUUGGCUGGAAAUAUCAACGCUAAAAUUGAGCCCACCGUUCGAUAUCACUUGGUGAAAGUCUAUUCGUGUCUGACUGCCACGACAAUAUGCGCAGCGGUUGGUGCAUUUGUGCAUUUAUUUGGUAUUUGGGAAGCUGGACUGUUGAGCGCUCUAGGCUCAUUGGGACUGGUUCUGUUGCUCAGCACAACAGCUGAUAAUUCAAAGAAUUUUUACACCCGCCUAGCCAUGCUACUUGGGUUUGGAACGCUCUCCGGACAUUCUCUAGGACCGCUUCUAGAUCAUGUGAUUGCCGUUAAUCCACAGAUUGUAAUGACAGCAUUGGUCGGUACGAGCGUAGUAUUCAUAACGCUUAGCUGUGCUGCUUUGUUAGCCGAACGUGGAAAGUUCCUGUUUUUGGGUGGCAUGUUGAUGUCCAUUCUCAGCACCGUUACACUGGUCAGUUUGGCUAAUUUGUUCCUGCAGUCACAGGCUAUCUAUCAGGCGCAUCUAUACAUUGGACUGUUCGUUAUGUCGGCUUUCGUUUUGUACGAUACACAGGCAAUUAUGGAGAAACGUCGCGCUGGCAAUACAGAUUUUGUGAAACAUUCAUUGGAUCUGUUCUUCGACUUAGCCACCGUGUUCCGACGUUUAUUGAUCAUUCUGACGCAAAAGGAGGAACGUGAUCAACGUAGACGCAAGAACCAGUAAAUGGCUGACGUGCAAUAUUUUUUGCCCGUUUUUUGGCGUUUUUUUUCAUUCAAAUAAUUAAUUUUUCCAUUGGUGUUUUAGAUGACUGUUUUUUAGUUGGAAACAAAAAAAAUUUAAUGUAUUUUUAUGGGGCACUUAUUACUGAUUAUUAUGAGUGUGAAAUCAAUUUGAAACAAAGAAGAAGAAGAAAAAAAUUGUGAAUCUUUACUCUGUUUAAAAAACAAAAUGGAAAAACAAAGAAACUGUUUCAUUGGUGCGAUUAAAUUAUUUUUUGUAAUCGCAAAA